Colletes gigas is the source of this 3552-nucleotide messenger RNA. RefSeq names its product putative glycerol kinase 5. Gene Ontology annotation, cellular component: mitochondrion. The coding region runs from base 170 to 1696 and encodes 508 amino acids. Gene Ontology annotation, biological process: glycerol-3-phosphate biosynthetic process; glycerol metabolic process; triglyceride metabolic process. Lineage: Eukaryota; Metazoa; Arthropoda; Insecta; Hymenoptera; Colletidae. The transcript has 12 exons. The record is from RefSeq and is a predicted model, not a curated record. Gene Ontology annotation, molecular function: glycerol kinase activity.
UCUUCAUGCGACACGUCGAUCGUCGUCGUCAUUGUUUUUCGCGCGUCUCGUCGCUCGAUUCUCUACGAGACGCCGUGCGUCGAUUCGUUUCUGGCACGCGGUGACUAUCCAUCACGGACGAUUCGUGACGUUUGAAUGACAGGGAGAGUCUCUUUGUCGUUCGGGAACAAUGAAAUAUAUCGGAGCACUCGAUGUCGGGACCACCACUGUACGGUUUCACAUCCUCGACGAGCAAGCGGUCACUGCCGCCUCCUCCGUCGAUAAGGUCCAGCUCUUGUAUCCGAAACCUGGACACGUGGAAAUAGAUCCUGAUGAAUUAUGGAGGAUCAUAGUAAAAGUGAUCAAAACCACCAUAGAAGAAAGCGGGAUAAAACCGGAAUCAAUUGUUUGUCUCGGAAUAUCUACACAACGCGGAAGCUUCACGACAUGGAACAUGAAGGACGGAAGGCAUUAUCAUAACUUCAUAACGUGGAAAGAUUUACGCGCCGAUGACAUGGUAAAAGAAUGGAACUCGUCGUUGACAAUGAAAGGACUGCGAAUAGGGUCGCAAAUUUUGUACACACUUUCUAGAAGGAAACGGUUCUUGGCUGCGAGCGUUUUCAAAUUCAUGAACACGCAGAUGUCGCUGAGGCUAUUAUGGGCCUUGCAACACGUGCCAGGUUUACAGGAGGCGGCGAAUAAUGGAAAUGCAGUUUUCGGAGGCGUUGAUUGCUGGCUUUUGUAUAAACUCACCGGAAGACACGUGACAGAUGUUUCGAGCGCAUCAGCGACCGGAAUUUUCGAUCCAUUCACGAUGACUUGGUCCAGCGUCUUGAUAAAUCUACUGAAACUUCCGUACAACAUCUUUCCGGAAGUGGUGGAUACAACCGGCGAGUUUGGCGUGCUUUCGAAGGAAGUAUUCGGCGUUGAAAUUCCGAUACUUUGCUCGAUGGCAGAUCAGUCUGCUUCGAUGUUUGGUUCAGGAUCUACGCAACCGGGAGAUUUGAAAAUUACAAUGGGAACGGGAACAUUUGUAAAUGUUAAUACAGGAACAAAAGCGCACGCUUCCGUUACAGGGUUAUAUCCUGUGAUCGGAUGGGGUAUUGGCGAUGAACUAGCGUACGUAGUAGAGGGUGCAUCAAACGACACUGGAGUUCUCGUGGAAUGGGCGAAAAAAAUUGGUAUCAUUAACGAUGCUAGUGAAACCUCGAGUAUCGCAAGUGCUGUGAACGACUCCGACGGAGUAUAUUUUGUGCCCGCGUUCAGUGGACUGCAAGCUCCUAUAAACGAUUAUUCCGCAGCCACUGGCUUCGUGGGGAUAAAACCCACAACAGAGAAGAGUCACAUCGUUCGAUCGUUGUUGGAAAGUAUCGUCUACAGGAUACUGCUCAUUUACGAGUCUCUCUGCACGGAAACUUGCUUUACCUAUCGUAAAAUACGAGUCGAUGGGGGAGUGUCCACAAAUAAUUUUGUAUUACAAUUGCUGGCCGAUCUGACGGGUCUCGACGUGGAGCGAGCUACCAGCACAGAAAUGUCUAUUUUAGGAGUAACUUUUCUCGCAGGUUUACAAUGCGGUAUUUGGAAAAACAGAGAAGACGUUCUUAAGCUUCGUAAAAUAGAAACGAUAUUUGAAUCGAACGAAGAGAACCGAUUGCGAUACCAACCGAUAAUUGCUCAAUGGAAACGUGCUGUCGAACGACUUGGUCAAUGGUAUUAAAAACGGUACAAAUGGUACCAGAAACUAUUGUUUACCAAACCGUGACUUGCCGAACAAACACACCGAAUAUAGUUAAUACUGUAUUAUAAAUAAGACGAACUUUUAUACGUAUUCGUACUCGGUUGUAUAUUUCGUAAUCGUUGUAAAUAAAGAUCAUUGACUUUUAAAGGACGUUAGGGAAACCAUUUUUAAUGGUGCAUUUAAAAAAUCAAUAUUUUAUUAAAAAUAUGUGUCGAGUGAAAUGAAUUCUAUUCUACGAGCAAUUUUCAAACGACUUCUUUUCUUUAACACUUUGACUGCCACGUCGCCCAUAUGUGGGUGACAGAACUUUUAACAGUGGAACUAAAACAAUCAAUUCUCAAGUUGAAACGUUAAAGAAAAUAAAUUUUAAUAUGCUUCGUAAAUUUCAAUGAGGUUACGAAAGUAACUAUUAGAACAACUUUUAAGUUGCGCAAUUUACUAUUGUUUAAAAUCAAAGUUUUGGUCUCGUAAACAAUUUUAGAAUUUUAGACUAGUAGUCAACGUGUUAAACUUUGUGGUCUUGAAGAACUCGACUAUUUCACCUAUUGCAUACAAAGCGGUCUCGAAACGACCUUAAACUGUCCUGUUCAGAAAAUUAAGGUGAAGAAUUUAAAUUGGCAGCUUGGUCCGAGCGUAAAAGAAAAUUAAACGUUUAACUUCUAGAACGAGGACACAUUGUGCGUACAUUUGAAACUCUUAUUAAAAUUGCAAUCGCUUUCGGCAUCGAUUUUCACCAUAAUACGAUGGUUCAACCCCAUAAUCAGAAGUUUCAAUUCUCUGACGUGGUGAAGUUACACGAGUUUCACGUUCAAUGAAAAACCAGACGUUAAAACGAUCGAUUUUCUCGUGGAAAAAUAACUAUGCAUUGAAAUAAAAAUAAUGAUGAACCUUUUAUGAAACAAUUGGUUCUGUUACGAUGAUCAAAAAGAAAUCAGUCGAAAAAAUAAGCCUGCGUGCUAUCAGAGUAUCAGAAAAAAAAUUGUAAACAAGAUUAUCUGUUGUUCAAUUUGAUAUCUGAUCUUAUGUAAUCAGAUUUAAAUAAAAAUCCAAUAAAGGAAAGAUCGUAUUUUUUACCGGUAUUUGAACGAUGACAAGUAGCAGAUACAUUCGUUCAGAAUGUCGCUCAUGAAGAACGUUGCACGUGCACGUAUAAUUAUUUCAACGAAGUUGAAUAUCCUCGACAGAGAUUACGUAUAAAACUUUCUCGGUUACGACCACGCGAUACCUGGUUACUAUAAUUGAAACAUACACGCGAGAGGCCGGAUAGAUCUCGACCAGAGGAGAAAGUUCGAAGAAAGUCAAUGAAGCACGAAAGUUAGAAAGAAUUCAGGAAAUCUAUGACGAAAAAGAAGAACAGAGGAAAGAGAAGCAAAGUGGAACGACCGCAAGAAAAUGGGAAAGUAUCGAUUAAUAGUCGUUAAUUUUGCAAUUGCACCGCGUGUUUAUUGCAUCACUGCUUAACGCAAUAACUCGAACAAUUUACACAAUUUUAAUGUCGAUUAGAAAAUAUGUAAAAUCGAUAACGGCUUCAUAGGGAUAUACCGUUCCGUACGAUUGUUCGCUUUUGUAAAACAGUCACAUUCAAAGUUACGCUGAUCAACUUUAUUUACGCAAUAAAAUAGUAAAUUUUCAUUUUAAAAUAUAUUAUCGUUGUUUCUUUUUCAUACGUUGCACGAGCAAUGCCAUUUUAAUACGAAAGAAUAUUUCCAAAUAAAUAUAUUUGCAAAGAUCGAAGGAUAGUUCUAAACUUUUGAGCGACGCGUUGCAAGUACAUUGUUCUACGUACAAGAAAAGGCAAUUGUGUAUUCGACGGUGCUAUGUAAAUAAACGCGACC